Molecule: messenger RNA, 745 nt
Organism: Macrosteles quadrilineatus (aster leafhopper)
Lineage: Eukaryota; Metazoa; Arthropoda; Insecta; Hemiptera; Cicadellidae
Product: apolipoprotein D-like
Exons: 6
Coding region: 101-682 (193 amino acids)
Source: RefSeq, a predicted model, not a curated record
AGAAGAAAAGGCAAUAAGCUCUUUCGAAACUAGCUUGAUUAGUGUUGUACUCCCUACCGUGAUUUAGUCCAACUAGUCUUCAGGCAGAUAGGUUUACAGAAUGCAGUACCGCACGUUGCUGUUUGUUUCUUUGAUAUCAGUGAUCGGCCUCCAGUCAGCUUAUGGUUUCGGCUGUCCUCAUCUGCCCGUGGUCAAAGAUUUCAACGUGAAUGCGUUUAUGGGUACGUGGUACCAGCAGGCCAGCAAGGGAACGUUCUGGUUCCAAGGCCCGGGCUCCUGCGCGAAGGCAGAGUACGCCCUGGUCGACACUGGCUCAGUCAGCGUCCACAACAGCCAGAAAGGCUUAUUUGGAGAACAAAAUGUUGAAGGAACUGCGGUGUUAUCAGAUCCUAAAUCGGGAGAGGGAACUUUAAAAGUAACACUACAUACACCUGUGGGGCAACAAACUGCUGAUCUAUCAGUGCUCGCCACAGACUACAACAACUUUGCCAUUCUGUGCUCAUGCAAAACCGUAAUUAUACCAUUCAAGUCGUGUUGGAUUUUGACUCGUAAACAGAAGUUGGAAGGCGAUGACAAGACUGACGUUGACAAGAAGAUUGAUGCUGCGUUUGAUCAUAUCAACCAGAACAAAGACACGCCGAAGAGGUCUGCCUUCUCUGUCACUUCUCAAAACAACUGUUAAAACAGCGACUGUCUCACUGUAUUCACCUAUAACUGAACAAAUAAAGAUUUGCACUACCUAGUA